CUCCAUCACUUGAUAUAAUUCAAAAUUAACCUGCAGCUCUUCUUGAGCAACAGAAGACGAUGUCGUUUGGUGCCUGUCUAUCAUCCCCAGCUUCCCUUUCUCUCUUAUGCAGCGGCAAACCGUCCAUUAAUGGCUCUCGAAUUUCAGCUUCCGCUGAAGUUCCUGACUUCCUCUCUGCUGAUUGGCUUGAAUCUCGCAGGAAAAGGCCUUUCGGCCCAAGACUGAGUUUUAGUGCAGAAGAAGCUGUCCAGCACCAGCUCGAUGCAUUGAAGUACAAUGAUCAACCACGUCAAGAUUAUGGGAUAGAGGUUAUGUACAGGUUUGCUGGAUUUGAUCCAUUUGAAAGGUCCACAUACUUUGGACGCUUCUUUGAUUUGGGGCAGUUUGAAAGGUUUAGGAGGAUAUUUCAUCAUUCUACAUAUCGAGUUUUACUUGGUCACCAAGAAAGGAAGAUCUUGAGCAGUUUGUAUCCAAAAGAGAAUUGCUAUAAGCAAAGGGUUUGGGUUCGAGGAGCUCGACCUGAAGAAGAAGAAAUCUUCCAAUUUACCAUGGUUCAGCGAGUUGGUGGUUCUUGGGAUGGUUAUUGGCUGACAGAAUCAUUACUGCAUGAUGGAGAUUGUUUUUCUGGUGGCUUGGCGUAUUGACUGUUGACCCUGCUGUUUGAUGAUGGAAAUCGUAAAUUUACUAUUAGCAACAUGGGUUGCUUGCUGAAUUACAGGUUCUGUAGAUAUGCAGUAAAAAUUCAAAUCAUCGGAAUUUCUAUUAUUAAGUUUUCUUGACCUUGUACAGAAACUUCAGUCAGUAAAAGUAUAGCCUUAUGCAGAAGACACAAUUUAUAGCAUCCUAACAUGGAGCCUUUGAUUUUUUCUUA
Coffea eugenioides is the source of this 871-nucleotide messenger RNA. RefSeq lists its product as uncharacterized. Lineage: Eukaryota; Viridiplantae; Streptophyta; Magnoliopsida; Gentianales; Rubiaceae. The transcript has 7 exons. The record is from RefSeq and is a predicted model, not a curated record. The coding region runs from base 60 to 644 and encodes 194 amino acids.